AUGAAAGGCUACGUACGAGGAACCGCUUUACUGUCAGCAUACCUUAUUCGAGGGCUUGAUAGCGAUGAAGGCUGCGAAAUCACUUACAUCAGUCAUACAGAUCCUAAAGGCAAACUCCCUACAUGGCUGGUCAAUCGUAUAACACGAGUAGUGGCCCCGAAAAUCAUCAAACGGCUACACAAGGCUUGUUUAGCGUAUCCUGAUUGGAAAUCAGAAAAUCGACCAAAUUUCAAACCAUGGAUCUUUCCUGAGCAACAGCUGGAUUUUCCUCGAGUAGAUUUGGCAAAAUGCCAACCUCAAGAAUAUGAGCAAGAAAUCAUCGAUGAAUCAAAUGUUACUCCCGUACCGAAUGACGUUGAGGUGGAAGAAGACUAG
Messenger RNA from Cooperia oncophora, 375 nucleotides. NCBI's taxonomy places the organism in Eukaryota, Metazoa, Nematoda, Chromadorea, Rhabditida, Trichostrongylidae. The record is from the annotation of a GenBank genome assembly.